UCAUGGCCGCGGGGGGCAGCGGCUGCACUUCCUCUGCUGGCAGCGGCGGCCGGGGAGUUAGUCCUCGACGCACGGGUCGGUCCCGUUUCCUUCAGUGCGGCGGCCGGCGGGACCAUAAGGGCUUAACUCAUAUAUUUAACCCCCCUCCAAAAAGAUUUGAAAGUAUUCUUGAAGGGCUGUUUGGACCUGCAUUAUUAAAAGAUCUCAGUUUAUUUAAAGAGUGUGAACCCGAAAGCAUUUCUGAUUGGGCUUUUGAUGAGAAUUGUUUGUUCUGUUGCUUGAGAAGAGAUAAAGUAAAGGGAUACUUAGUCGGUCUGGAUGAACCAGCUUCCGGAGCUGGGCAAGAAGCUUUGCUUAAACAAGAGCACGCAAAAGUCACUCGACUCCAGAGACAAACAGAAGAGUUCCUCAAUGCAGUCUUUUAUAGAAAAGACAGUCCCUGGGUCUCCGACCCCAAUAUUCCCCUAGUGGCCCGUGAGAUCAUGCAGCGAAUGAUCCAACAAUUUGCUGCUGAAUAUACCUCAAAAAAUAGCUCUACUCAGGACCCCGGCCAGCCCAAUAGCACAAAGAACCAAAGCCUGCCGAAAGCAUCUCCAGUCACCACCUCUCCCACCGCUGCAACUACUCAGAACCCCGUGCUCAGCAAGCUUCUCAUGGCUGACCAAGACUCACCUCUGGACCUUACUGUCAGAAAGUCUCAGUCAGAACCUAGCGAACAAGACGGUGUACUUGAUUUAUCUACUAAGAAAAGUCCAUGUGCUAGCAGCACUUCCCUGAGCCAUUCUUCAGGCUGCUCCAGUACUCAAGGGAACGGUGAGGAUUCAUCAGAGGCAUCAGCAGUAGAUUCUAACCAUCCAUCGAAGCCCCCGCUGGAGAAGUUUAUGGUCAAACUGUGCACGCAUCAUCAGAAGCAAUUUAUUCGUGUCCUGAGUGACCUAUACACAGAAUCUCAGCCAGGUUCUGAGGACCUGCAGCCUCUGGAUUCCACAGUGAUGGAUGUCUCCACUUGCAGUGCGGGUUGUGCCCAGCUGAGCAGCAGACAAAGUGAAAAGGAUGAUGAGUGUCUUGAUGGGAAGUCUCCUGCUUCUCUAAGUUUGUUCUUAGACUCAUCGGGUUCUCCUAGCUCUCUGAGUGUGACUGAAGAAACUAUGAAGGAACCAUCUCCCGAGACAGACUCUGUAGAUGGAAGAGAGACUGCCUUGACCAUUGUCCAGAAAGAGUCCUCUGAAAUUCCAGAUGCUCGACCUAACUCCAGAGGAUCAGCAGACAGUCCCACAGUGGGAUGUCUCACUGCAUUGGAUUCUUCCUCUUUUAACUCCCUCCACAGUCCCAAAAGCUUAGAGGGCCAAACCACUGGGCAGGAACAAGACACCAGCUUGAAGCCCCGUGAGGAUACUGAAGACCACGCCCCAGCCUCAGUCGAAAGUUUGACUGCAGUGGAAGUGGCAACUGAGAAUACUGAAGAGAGUGGUAGCUGUGUUUCUCAAAGAAACUCAUUCAAAGCUUUAUCAGAAGAGACGUGGGACUCAGGGUUUAUGGGAAACUCAUCUAGUACUGCAGACAAAGAGAAUGCUUUACAGUGUAGCUCAAAAACAUCCUUACACCAGGAUUUAGAGGGAGAUGAACAAGAUGAAAGGCCAAAGCAAGAGAACCAUCUUCAUUCACUGGGUAGAAACAAGAUGGGUUACCAGACAUACCCCAGUGACAUCGGCCAUUUUGAUCAUUCCAAAGGUGAUUGGCUAGCUCCCAACUCCACGCCAGCUGUACACAGAGCAUCCAAUGGUCACUCACGAACCAAGAUGAUAUCAGCCUCCAUCAAGACUGCUCGGAAGAGUAAGAGGGCAUCGGGCUUGAGGAUAAAUGAUUAUGACAACCAGUGUGAUGUUGUUUACAUCAGUCAACCAAUAACAGAAUGCCACUUUGAAAAUCAAAGAUCCAUAUUAUCUUCUCGUAAAACAGCCCGAAAGAGUACCCGGGGAUACUUUUUUAAUGGUGAUUGUUGUGAACUGCCAACUGUUCGCACACUGGCCAGAAAUUUACGUUCUCAAGAAAAGGGAAGCUGCUCACCAGUAGUACCAGAGGCAGUGGUGACUCCCAAGCAGACUCCUACAAUUUCCACCUCAAAGUAUACAGUAGAUGAGCAGCUUCCCACCAUAGAUGAGCAGCUUCCCACCAUAGAUGAGCAGCUUCCCACAGUAGAUGAGCAACUUCCCACAGUAGGUGAGCAGCUUCCCACAGUAGGUGAGCAGCUUCCUACAGUAGAUGAGCAGCUUCCCACAGUAGAUGAGCAACUUCCUACAGUAGAUGAGCAGCUUCCCACAGUAGAUGAGCAGCUUUCCACAGUAGAUGAGCAACUUCCUACAGUAGAUGAGCAGCUUCCCACAGUAGAUGAGCAGCUUUCCACAGUAGAUGAGCAACUUCCUACAGUAGAUGAGCAGCUUCCCACAGUAGAUGAGCAGCUUCCCACAGUAGAUGAGCAGCUUCCCACAGUAGGUGUGCAGCUUCUGGAGGUAGAUACCCCAGAUAAUUCUAGGAAGGAAAGAACCACUGCCCUUGAAGAAGGAGACAAAGACAUGUCAUCAGCUAAAGAGCAUCGGGAGCCAGAGGUUUGCCUUACUGUGAAUGAACAGGAUCUUAGUAGCUCCCCUAGGCCAGGAGAGACCACAACCUAUAGCCCAGCACAUCUUCUGCCUGCUCCACUGCCUGAUGAGGAUAUGCCUGAUGUUCCAGAAGAUAGCAUUGUAGUCUCACCUCCUACAGCAAGUGUACUAUCUUUCCUUGAGCAAGAUCAGCCAUCAGCUUCUCUUUGGGGUUCAGAGGAAACACAUACACUCCAGGAGUGCCACCUGGCUCCCACAACCAGAAGCACCUCCUUCAUCUCUGGAGAAGACAGUGAAGACUUGCUAUAUAGACCUCAGUCUUCUCCUGAAACAGUCAUCAGAGAAGAGCAUUCUCUGUGCUCAGAAAAUGAAAGUCCUACUGUGGAUUUUGAUCCUCCCCUAGGUCUAAAACUGUCUGAGCACGACCAAAGCAUCAGUACCGAGGCUGAAACUGAAGACAUCUCUGGGGAGACACUGUUGCUAGAAGCCGCCAUGCCCCUCCUGGAAGGCAACAUUGUCAGUGAUGAGAACCCAUGUGAGCCUGAGGGAGGUGAGGCGGCAAGAGGAGCAGGGCAGCUGGAGAUGCCUGACAGUGAUGUAAGAUGCUCAUCAGAAAAUGAUCCAAGUCAGGCAAAUGUUGACUCACCUGAGAAUGUGGACAAGAAGAAAAAGGGUAAAAAGCUCCCUGAGGCCUCUGAUAGGUGCCUAAGAAGUCAGCUUGUAGAGUCGUCCUCUGCUGACAGGUGCCCAGGAAGCCAGGGUUUGGAUUCAUCCACUGCUUGCCCUGAAAUCAAGGUUUCUAAAAAUCCUACUGUAAAGCGUUCUAAAAGAGAAGGGCACUCUGGUGGGGCAACACCUGAGGGCUCAGUGAUUGACAGCAUCCAUAGAGAAGAUCUGGAGGACACUGAAAACCCCAGUGUCAGUGAAUGUUCCUCGGAUGAAGAUAUCAAGCAGGAGGGUGAAGGAGUGGGAGUCAUCACAAGGCAGACUCUUAAAAGCCUGCUAGCAAAGGAAGUCAAAAGGGAAGAAGGGGAGACUUCCCCAAGCAGUGACCCCACCACAGCCAGCCAGCCACUGCCUGGGGAGAAUCUGGAAAUCAGUCUCUGGCCCAAACUAGAUGAGAGAGGUGCACGUGUGCCCUCAGAAAGCAUUCCUUGUAAGAGGGACCCAGAGCAGGGAAAAGAGAAGCCGGGACACAUUGCCACACAGGAUGUGGAAGCCGCUGUGAGUGUGGUAGAUGCUGAGGACACCCGCUCUAAAGAUGACGCUGGCCUUGCUACAUCUAACUUAGCUGGGAUAUCAGCCAGUCAGAAUGGUGAUUCUGCUGGGCUAUCAAAAUUGGUAACACGGCCUAAGAGAUUGCCUUCUUCAACCUACAACCUGAGACACGCUCAUUGUGUGGAUGCCUUCGACACUACAAAAGUGACUUCUGAGAAGAAAGUCACACAAGUCAACCCAGCACCAAAGGAAAAUGAAGCUUCCAAGAGUGUGGAGUCCUUAGAUGAGGAUGAUGCAGACACGGUGGUGGAGGAGCAGCCCAAGUUCAUGGGAUGGUGUGCAGAGGAAGAGAACCAGGAGCUGAUCGCCAACUUCAACGCCCAGUACCUGAAAGUUCAGAAGGGCUGGAUUCAGUUGGAGAAAGAAGCGCAGCCAACAGCAAGAGCAAGGAGCAAGUCCGACAAGCUGAAGGAGAUUUGGAAGAGCAAGAAGAGGUCACGGAAGUGUAGGGGUUCAUUGGAGGUGCAGAAGUUCUCUCCUGUUCAGAUGCUGUUUAUGACGAACUUUAAACUGUCUAAUAUCUGUAAGUGGUUCUUAGAGACAACAGAAACUCGGUCUCUGGUGAUUGUGAAGAAAUUAAAUACUCGUCUUCCCGGAGAUGUACCCCUUGUUAAAAACCCUCUUCAGAAGUACCCUCCUUCCACCCUGUACCCUAGUUCACUACAGGCAGAACGCUUGAAAAAACACUUAAAGAAAUUUCCUGGAGCCAUUCCUGCUAGGAAUAAUUGGAAAACACAAAAGCUAUGGGCUAAACUACGAGAGAAUUCUGGCCGGGUAGAACCAGAGGCUGGCAGUGACAUCAGCCUCGGCCCUAACAGUGAAGACAGUGCGGAGGAAGUCAGGGAAGGUAGAAAUAGCCAUCCUCCCACCAACUUGCCUACUCCAGCCAGCACCCGGAUCCUUAGAAAGUAUUCCAAUAUUCGAGGAAAGCUCAGAGCCCAGCGCCUGGAUAGCUCACUGGGUGGGGCUUCCGAAAUUAAGCAGGGCCGAAAGAGUGUGUGCAUCAACCCGCUGAUGUCCCCCAAGCUGGCCCUCCAGGUGGGUGCAGAUGGCUUUCCUGUCAACCCCAAGAGGGCUGAAGGAAGCAAGGGGAGAAGAGGGAAGCAGAUGCCUGAAACCUUGAUUAAAGUGGAAGGUCAGAACAAGCGCAAAAGAGCAGACAGCUAUGGCACUCGGGAUGAUAAGGACAAGGGGCCAGCAACAAAAGCCAGCAGAGCUCUUUCUGCCAGGAAGCUAGCUGCAAAGGACAGAGUCGGCCAACUGUCCAGGAAGAUGACCUUGAAAGAGAAUAAAGUGAGGAUCUGUAAAAAGGCUCCCGGGAAGAGCUGCCCACCUUCCAGGAAAGAGAGAGAGGAUGCAAACAAAAGGUCUAGCCAUCCUGCUGCAGCCUCUGACGCGCUGACAAAGCCUACAAAACAAAGGGGGACGGGAGAAGCCUCUUCAAAGCCCCCAAAGGCCGGAAGGAGGAGCAGGAAGCUGAGCAGUGGUAGGGGCCGAACCAGACCCUUGACAAAAAGCCCAGAGAACCGGGCUGCCCAGAGAAAGAGAAAGCUCAAGGCCAAACUGGACUCUUCCCAGGGCAAACGGAGGCGCUUAGAUGCCAAGUGAUAGCUGGAUGGCCGCUGAGAGAGGAACUGACCUAUAGAAGGAGCCUUUUAUUUUGCAUUAACAAAAUCUGCUUUUAUAAGCUUAUCAAGCCUUUCAUGUUACAGAGAACACCAGUUUGAGAUGGCAGAAAAUGCAUCUCAGUUGGAGAAGGGAACUUCUCCAUGGCUAAGGGAAGUUAUACAUUCUAUUCUGGUUGUUCCUUGGGUUUUAAACUUGGAACCAAGCAGUUUUUUUUUUUAAGAAGUACAGUGCCUUAUUUAUCCUUUUUGUUUAAAAUUUGACAAAAGCUAAGAAGCUGAUGUAUGUGACUAAAGGCUUGUAUUUUAUACUUGACGCACAAGCACUUGCUCUGUCACUGAGGAGGCCACCGCCGCACAUGCGUGAGCGAGCGAGCGAGCGAGUGAGGAGCCGGCAGCAGCUGCCUGUGCACCCCUGGACAGGUGCACCUUGCAGACCGCAGCACAACUCCCCUCUCUGUCUUGUUUGGGUUUUAUUUGAGUGAUAUUUGAAAGCUGAACCAAAUCAUUUCUAUGGUAUAUGGAGAAUGCAGGGGAUUUAUAAUUAUUAUAAAAGAUUAAUAUUUGUUUCCUUCUAAAAACUCAUAUUAUUACCCCUUCAUCCUUUUUUUUAAUCAUUUCAGAUCAUGUUCUCUAAUUUGUGUGCCCAUGGGACAAAAGCUGUGCUAGAAACGCCCCCUCCCAAACUGUGUUCCUCCUAACUGUGUCACCCUCCAGUUUGGGGCCGUGCAAGGAUGGUAGUACUACUUACUCUAUGAGGUUUGCGGUCCAUUUUUUUUGUUCAAGUUUUUUGUGUAUAUUUUUAUCUUGUAGCUGUCAUUUGACCGUUAGAAUGAGUUAUUCUUUGUCUCAUUUCUUACACAGAGUACUUCCCUAUGCAGUGAAAGUCAAAAUGUUCUUUUCAGCAAUAGGAAAGCUUAGCCUUGUGCAUGUGCAUCUGGGUGCAUCUGCAGGUAGUUGCUGGCACGAGUGUCUUCUGGUACCAGUUUCACAAUAAACUUCCCUCUUCCCCACGCAGUGUAUCUGUGAGCGGAGUCCAUAUACAGCCCUGAUACUGCUUUCACAGCAGACUUGGAGUGCAGUAGGGUACCAGGCAGCUGAGAGAAGCUGCCCAGAAUCUCAGUGGGGCCACACCCCCAUCCACAGCUGAGUGACGUUCAGCUGGGACCCCCUGAUGUGAAUGAAUAGCCUUGCCUGGAGUAGGUGUCUAUUCUGAUUGAUAGUUCCAUCCUCCCCAUAGCGUGUCACUCUGUCCCAUGGCUCAGAAAUGAGAACUGCAAUAACUGAAAGUGAUGAUGUUUGCCUUUCCUGGGUGGAGCCAAACCAGCCCCAUUGGCUUUACUCAGGGCCUCUGACGUUGCUCCAUCAUAAUAGUGUGUACUUGACUUUUCCAUCAGGCCAGUCAGCAAACCACCUGGUUGCUAAAGCCUCAGUCGGCUUUGACAUGUUCUGUCAUCACAGGCUUGCAUGGACAGCUGCUGCCCUGUUCUUACUAAAAGUUCCUACUUAGGUUCUUUCAGAUCUUUUUAGAUCAACCCAGAUGGACUUCUCAUAUAUGCAAAUCAUGAUAAAAAAAAAAAAAACAGACCUUCUACCUAUUUUGCUAUUGUUAAAGGUUUGCUGCAGAUAAUGGAAACUUCUGAUAAUUGGGUAGGACUGGAGCUUUGAUUCUUGAGAAAUUGAGAAUUAUGUUGAAUUUUACAGAUAAUGAAAGUUGUGCUUUCAUUUUUUUAACAUGUCACCUCUGCCCCAUGAACGUUCGUGGACUUCCUCCCUCACUGCCUCCCUCACUCCCCUUACCUUCCCCACCCCCAUUAUUCUUUUUAUUAUUAUCUUUGACCUUGACCGUUCACAAGCUACCUAUCAUGAGACUGCUGAGUGCGUGCUCGAAACUCUUUCUCAGCAUUAAGUUGCACAGAAGCAUUAAUAUGUUUUGAGUAGGUUCAUUUAAUAUUUUAAAAAUGGUUUUAAGGCUUAAAAGAGCUUUUUCUAUAGUUGUCACUGGAUAUUGUUGCUGUAGUGACUUAAACAGCCAGGCUUACUAAUGUGAGGUGUGUCGAUGCCACACAUAUGGCACCCUGGCCACGCCCUUGUAAGGCUUGGGUCAAGUUAGACGGAUGAGUGAGGAAUAAGUCAGUGGGACACUUCCAGUUUCAAGUUUAUAAUUCAUUCCAUUACUUUCCCAGUGUGUUUUCAUUUUUAAAAGCUCACUUCAAGAUAGUAGGCUGCAUUUGCGGGAGCCGUGUGAAAGCGUCUGUUACGUACCCACAUAACAGUGCAGUAGGCAUCUUUAAAAUCGGCUUACACUUAACAGUAGUGACUGCAUUUAUGUAGAUGCACACUUCACAAAAUUAGGACAUUUAAGGGUUUUUAAUUCUUUCACGUUUAUUGAACUCAUUUUUGCUGAUCUGGUUGAUUUGUUAAUAAAAGAAGAAAAAAAUCAAAACUUGAUGGUAGCUCUAAACCUUUCUACACCCAUAGCUGAGAAAUUGUCCCUUCAGCAUCUCUGGGCUUGGCUCUGACUCUUUGUUCUCCUUUCUUCCUGUAGCCAUUUUCAAAUAUGACUUCCCACCAUAUGUGAUGCACUCUUGCACAGUUUGGAUCCUAAGUCUGAAAGAUGCUCUGCUUCUGGCCCUACGCUCUGUAAAGUGGCUAAGGCUUGAGCUGAAGUUGAUGCCAGAGGACUAGUGUUCCCUCUGUUGAGGAUCUGGAAGAUGUCCACGAAGCUAGCUGAGAAGCUCUGUGUGGCUUCCCUAAAGUGCAGCCUACUUUGGUGACCCAUUUUCUGUCCUGUUAGGCUCCUAGGACGGGCCUGCUGUCUCGCUGGGGUUCAGAAUCUUGCCCAGGCGCUUUCUAUGUUCUAGUAGCUUCCAGCAUAGGAAUGUUACCUGAGUCUAUUGACCCACAGUUGCUAGAUCCUGGGAUUCCCUGGGUUUGGCUGUUUUUAUUUUGUUGUUGUUUGGUGGGGUUCUUUACUGAAGACUUUAUCCUGUCCUAUCUAAACCACAGUCAAGCUGUGGGGUUUGUGCCUCAUUGUUCUGUAGUGGCUUAGAGAAAAGAGCCAUCCAUUUCCCCCAUGGACCCUCUACAUCCCCUGUGCACACAAGUCAUCAGCAAGGAUCACCUUAAGACGGGCGCUGUAAGUCAGGAUUUGGCCUGUCUCCAGCCUUGUGAUGGCUGCUGUACUGAGAGCACAGCUGUCACUCGUUUAUGAGCAGCGUUUCUAUUGGUUAGCAGACCUAAGAGUCCCACAGGAAAUGACGCCAUGCUCUGUGAUGCAAACUGGAGAUGCUGUGGUGUUGUCAUCAGCAAGUCUGUGCGUGUCAUAAUACUAGAAACAGACUGAGUUACCCAGAAGUUUGGGUAACAUCCCUUUGGUCUCAGGUCAGCCAGUGCAGGCCUCCUCUUACCUUACCCUUGAGCUGUCAUAGACAUGCAAAAUGUGGGCCGGCUACUCAUAUGUAUAAAUAAAGUUUUAUUAACUUAGAACCAUGUCCAUUUGCUUAUUGGUUGUCCAUGGUGCAGAUUAAACAUUUGGAGAAGUGGUCAGGAAGCCCACAAAACCUAGAAUAGUUACUGUUUCUAUCUUUGAAAAAGCCUGCUGACCCCUGCUUAAGAAAAUAAUCCCUUUGGGGAAUUAAUCUUCCCCCAUUCCUCUUCUGCCUCACACCCUCUGUCUCCCACAUCCCCCAUCUCAGUUGUCUUGAGCACGUUUCUGUAUGUUCCUGCUGUAGAGAUACAUGUCACUGAGACAGUUUCAGAGUAACUCAACUCUGAACAAGCUGUGUGUCUACCUUUAAGUCCCUCCCUCCAUCCCCACAAUGAAGCCACCACAGUCUAUAGACCAGAACCCCUGAACAAGUUGCCUCUGGAGUUCUUAAGUUGUAUGGACUAUCCCAUGUUACCUCCCAUAGUGUCUAAUCAUAGAGCUUCACUUGUUACUAAAAUACGCCAAGACUGUCCCUGAUGAGAUUAGCUGCUAACACUUCUGUUGGUCUUGAAUCUCAGUGCCACAGUUAGCUGUGGGAAAGGCUUCCAGCAUGGAAACAAAAGUCUGGUGACAGCCAGUAUAUUAAUUACCAUUGAUCUAUUUUCAGUCACACACUUUCAAAAUAAUUUUAUUAAAGGCAAGUGAACAAUAAAGUGGUAGUUUUUGAACUGCUAUAGAAAAAAGACAAAAAUUCAAGCCUGUUAACUUGAGUAUGACCAAGGAGUAUUAGGUUCUAUCUUUACAUCAAAUCCAGUCAGCUUCCAGAGUGUUAGUCCUCCCCUCCCCCAAAACUCAAAUAAAAGUUUAUAUUCUGCAUUCCAGAAUGAAGCUGAAUGUCGUGUCAAAAAUUUAAAAUAUGGGGACCUUGUCCCCUAAUUAGUGGACAGUGCUGAAGAUUGUACUCUGGCCCUGAUAGAAGCUAGGCAGACCUUCUACCACUGAGCUACGACCCUUGCCCAGUUAUUUUGAAAUCUUCCCUGUUGUUUUGUAUUUUAUUAUGACACUAUCCACUGAAAUGCUAGAAUUCUUGAAAUAUGAAGUCACAUCUUUGUAUGUAUUCCCAAAGUAGUCCUCAUAUCCAUGCAGCAGGUACUUUUUUCCCUAGGCUUGCUCCCAAAUCCUUUGCAAAGAAAGACUUUUAAAAACUUAAAGCCAGCAGAACUAGGAAACUAGUGUUUUGAGACAGCUUUCAAAAUGAUUCACCUAUAAGGGAUGGGUUGUAGGGCCAGCUUCUUGGCAGCAUUCCAUUCUUCUACACUCAAGAAUACCUGGUGAGCAGUAUGCAAAAGCUGUCUGUAAUCAUGCUUUUGUCUUUGGAGUUGAGACCAUUGCCUCCUUCAUGGAGUCGUCGUUUCCCAAGCUUUAGGAUGGUGUCUUUCAGUGCUCUGGGCCCAGCUCUUCCUCUAGCAGACAGGCAGCUGCACAGACUUUCGUGCCAAGGAAGGAGACCCUGAGCUUCCACACCCUGUGGGCCUGUCCUGUUUAACAGGCUGUGCAGUUUAUAAGCCCCUUGAAAGCAUAGACUGCCUGCUUGGAAGAGCAUCCAAGUGCCUGUGGUAUUAGAAUACCCCAGAGGUUGGGUGAAUGGGUUUACACUUUUUGAAUUGGACAAGCAGAGAUAAUAAAACAAACUAACAAACUGUAUGUGGUCUACACUACCUAGAAAACUUAUUCCUUGGCCUUUUAGGUCAGUGUACUGAUUUUUGCAAAAAGUCAUUAUCAAAUUGUGUGGGCAGUUAGGCACAUGUUUUCUUUGUGCAUAUAGGCCAGCAUUGCUGUAGUCCAUUGGGUAUCUUGCUUGUCUGUCUCAGCACACAGUUGGCUUUGUGCUGCAUCACUCCUCAUUGUGUUUGUAAGGAAGAAGGAAAGCAUCUCUGCUCAUUAGAUACUCGCUGAUGAGUUGCAGAAUCACCGUAUCUACUAGGGUCUAGUUUAAAGUACAGUCUUGUAAACCAUGCAGUCAUCUUUGUUAGGCAUCACAGUGAACUUGACUGAUGGAGACAUUCCACCAGCAGUGCUUGGCACAUGCUGAUUUCCAGUGUAGACUUAGAGCCUACAGUAGUGCCUCUCUGAAAAUAUAGGAACUGGUAGUUUCACACCUGUAGUCCUCAUUUGUCCUCUGUAUAUAGGAUAUGUGCAGGUUUACGUUCUCAAGUUUGGUUGAUAUCUGUGAAUACAAGUGGCUGAUCUUUGCGUGUUUGAAACCUGAGUCCAGGCCACACAUUUUUGACAUGGGCAGUGUGCCAACGGCACCUCGUCCAUGCACCAGCAGCUUUAGGCAAGACAAGUUCAGGGCCCUCUUGGUCAGGCCUGAAACUUGGUCAAGCCUGAAGCAGCUCCUCAUUUGGGGAGUCAUUCUUGGUACCUUGCCUUUCCUUUUCCCUCCUGCCUCUGGCCUCCUUCUGGGUGGCAUCUUCUCUGGGACAACCCCCGCAAGUGCUUCUCUGAAUGCAUACAUGCCACAUGAGAAGAAUUUCUCUCAUUGCUAGAUUCUCACAGUGUUUAGUGGGCUGUGUCUGAAUGCCCUUCAAUGAUCACCUUUUUCCCACUCCAGUUGGUACCAUGAUGUACAUCUUGUGUUGUGUUGUAGUUAGAGCUGUAUGUAGUGUUCGGAAGCAUUUAUGGUAAAGAUACUAUACAAAUAAGAUUGGCAUAAUUUUGUAUAUUUAUACCACAGGUAGGGAUUAUUGCUAGAGCCACUGUAUCUUAGGGUAAUUAAUUUCAUUAGUGGCUUCUGCAUUCUUAGUUGUUCUAGGAGACUGUAUUAGUGACUGAUUUCAAAUAGAGUACGUAUUUAUACACACCAUUGUGGAAUUUAUUUUACUGUGUAAAUAGUGAUAUUUUCCUGUUCAAAUGCUUCUAUACAAAGUAUUUAUUUUAACAAAAUUAGUUAGCUGUCAAAAGGGCUUUCCAAAAACUUCUUGCCGUCUGUUCUCCCAACUCUCAUGCUCAGCCAUCAACCCCUAAACAUCACAGUAAUGGCAGGAGGCUGUAACCUUGAACCCCUUCCUGUAUUUGGGUAGACACAACAUAUAUUGGGAACCUUAAUGCUUCUCCCACUGAUGCUCCAUUCCAGAUCAGAGUGGGACUCGAAGGACUGUAACUUUGCUCAGUCCAGCAUCGGGGCUUCCCCCAACAGCCCAACUCACACAUGCACCAUUAGUACGUUCAGCUGUUCACUUCCACGACCUGUGCAGGAAAUUGACCUUGGUUGUAGUCCCAUGGCAAGCAGCCUCAUGCCUAUGCAAUGAGAAGAAACAACUGUGGUUACCAGUAUGAGCUUCUAGUCUGACUGUCAGAAUUUGUGAGAGUCACCCUUUCAUACAUCCAUAAGAGACACACAUCACCUUCUGCAUAUUGACAACACUUGAGAACACCUUGGCUUUCCUCCUCACCCUUUCCCAUCAGGCAUCUGCAGAUGUGGCCCUGUCCCACUCAUCUGUAACCCAUGGUUCUAAAAUGUGUUCAGCUUUACUUCUCAGGACUCCUGGUCUGCCAUUCAAAGCACCCUAGACGUCAUGGAACCAAUGCUUCAUGGUUAUGCAUGGCCCUUUUCCCUGUGCCUCAUCCAUAGGCACCCUGUCUGUCACCAGGCCACCGUGCCGGGAUGGCUGAUUGACCUGCAGCUCUAGGGUGCUUGGAAACCAGGUAUGUAGGGAUUACUGUCAUCCAUUUGAACUGUAGUUUGCGUAUUUCCUGUAGCCUUCCUUUGUCUUUUCUAAACAAGGAAGGCCCUUGAACAGCAAUGCUGGAGAAUGUUUUUCUAAGAUGCUCUUUGUAAGCAAGUCUGAUUUUGAGAUGAAAUGUGAAUGGGUAGCUAGGUGCCAGGGAAUUUAGCACUGAACUAGACUGUCAAAACUUUUUUAACUUUUGCAGAAAGUAGAUUCUGUUCUCAUCUAAAUGUUCACAAGAUGUAAUGCUGUAAAUAGUUUUCUAAGAAUAUUUAUUACACGUGCUGUAUACAGACUCAUGUUCUGAGUGAUGUUGGUUUGCAUUGUAUUGUAGAAGAAUAUAUUUUGAGCAGUGAACUUCUUUCGUAACACAGUUCACUCACGGAGAAAGAAAUGAAACCAGCAGGUUGAGAGCUGUGUGGGGCAUUUCAUCUGUAAUGGACCAUCCAAUCCAAGCUUUAACUGCCCCUAUUCUCAUCUGGUUGUGUUAUAUAUUAUAUAUAGAUAUAUAUAUAGAUAUAUACAGAUGUACAGUAAAUUGGUCAGUACCUGGGUCUGCAGAGCAGAUUUCCAGGUAUUCUUUCUGAUGUGUUUCCAUAGCAAUAUGACCCCAGGUGCUGACCAGUUCUGUUGUCUCAGAGGAUCAGGUUGGGGGACAGCUCUUGCGAAGCCUCUUGCCUUUUCUAAGAGGCUGGUUUACUUGAAUUGUUGCUUCUGUUUCUUCUGCACGCUCCCAUGUCACAAAACUAUAGCAGUGUGUGGGAACUCUCCCAGACAAAACACAUCAAAAGUGGACACACCAAUCAAAAGGUUAGUGAUUUCCCAGGAACUUGUAGUUUGCAGAACAGAUGAGACAAAGCUUAUUUGGCCAUAAAAUAAAUGUAAGGAAUUUUUACCUGAGAAACAUAUGUGGCCUAUUAUAUUUCCCCCUGCUCUGACUUACCUUUAGAAACCAGCCUAUGUCCUGCCUUCUGCCUCUAUGCCUCAGCUCGAGAUGUCUGUGGUCCCUAGAGUCUAGUUAGGCUCUUAGUGUGUCCGACUCUGUUGAGCAGCCUUUCCUUGUGACCGUCCUAAACUUACUGAAACAGAUAUCCACACCCAGAUAACCACUGUUAAAAAUGAUGUAGCUUUUUAGGCUUUUGGAAUAUGUCUCUUUCUUUUUUAAUUUUUUUAUAUUUCUGAUGGUGUUUGGGAUUCGCUAGUGUUUUUUAAACUGAAGUGGGUGCAUUAAGGUAAACUUUCCACUGCUGUGCCCAAAAGCGUGCAGAGGAGAGAACUUGCCCUGCAUUGUGUUGUUGGGGA
Molecule: messenger RNA, 13966 nt
Organism: Chionomys nivalis (European snow vole)
Lineage: Eukaryota; Metazoa; Chordata; Mammalia; Rodentia; Cricetidae
Gene: Lcor
Product: ligand dependent nuclear receptor corepressor
Exons: 8
Coding region: 3-5486 (1827 amino acids)
Molecular function (GO): DNA binding
Source: RefSeq, a predicted model, not a curated record